UGAAGUGGUCCUGUUAUAGCUUGGACGCUCCUUGCUAUCUUUGGCAUGUAUUAUUGGUUCGAUUCAAUACCAAAUAAGUCAUCUCGCACAGCAGGACAUCGAAUCUAUACACACUAUCAAUAAUAAAAGCCAACAGUACCAGGUAUCCAGUCAUCCAGAGGACAUCGAGCUGUAGCUAGUAGUGAGAUACAGCAAGAGAUGGGAAGAAAGCCGAGGUGCUCAGCGGAUGGUAUGAACAAAGGAGCAUGGACACCUCUGGAAGAUGAAAUGCUUGUGGAUUAUGUCAAGAUCCAUGGCGAAGGUAAAUGGAGCAAUAUUGUCAAAGAAACAGGACUUAAGAGAUGUGGGAAGAGUUGCAGGCUUCGCUGGAUGAAUUAUCUGAGACCUGAUAUUAAGAGAGGCAACAUCUCAGAUGAUGAAGAAGACCUCAUUAUCAGGCUGCAUAAGCUCUUAGGCAACAGAUGGUCUCUGAUAGCAGGACGGCUUCCGGGACGAACAGAUAACGAAAUAAAGAAUUAUUGGCACACCAAUAUCGCUAAGAAGGCACAACAUUCGCAACCUCGGAAGCAGCCUAGAGUUGAUAGGAAACAAAUAGCAUCAGGAUCUGAAAAUGGGGCAGCAGUAUCAAAUGUCAAGAAUCAGACCACUGAAUCACAGUACUGCACUACUGGGGUGGUUGUUCCCGCUACUGCAUUACAAGAAAACAAUAUGGCUCAAGAUCAUCUAGUUAGCACUCUUGCAAUGGCACCAUUCAACACACAUCAUGAAAAUGAAUCAUCAAGCAAGGGGUUAGCAUCUGGGGAUAAUGACAAUUUGUCCAACAUUUUGAUGGAUUUUCAUUAUAUGGAAGACUUCUUCAAGAUUCUUGAUUCAGACUUCCCAAAGUCAAGUGACCUCAAUGAUAUAACUAGUACUGCUAAUCAUUCCACUAAUACCAUACAGGUAGAUGGUGAUCAUUAUAGUGUGUCUAUUAAUGGAUGCAAUCCAAGAGAAAUAGCAGAGUUUUCUGAAUUGUUGGAGGCAGAUUGGACUAGCAAUAAAUGCGUUCAAGCUGAACAAGGUUUUGAUUUCAUGUCAUUGCUUUCAUUUCUUGAUUCAACCGAUGAGAAAUGGACAGAAGAUGCCUUAGCCAAUAAUCUACGUUAAGUUGCUUUCAUGUCCACGCCCUCCAGGCUAAUAGUUCUCGAGUUUGAACCCUGAAAGAAAAAAGAAAAGAAAAAAGCCGAUUGGACAAGUUUCUAUGAGUGCAAGCUGUUCUCCCAUAAUAAAUGUUGAACUGUUUUGUUAGUUUUUGCGAUGUAUCACAGUACUGUCCUUUUUUUUU
This is a messenger RNA of Populus euphratica (Euphrates poplar), 1324 nucleotides long. RefSeq names its product transcription factor WER-like. The transcript is spliced from 3 exons. The record is from RefSeq and is a predicted model, not a curated record. Lineage: Eukaryota; Viridiplantae; Streptophyta; Magnoliopsida; Malpighiales; Salicaceae. The coding region runs from base 199 to 1146 and encodes 315 amino acids.